Messenger RNA from Otolemur garnettii (small-eared galago), 971 nucleotides. RefSeq names its product olfactory receptor 2A5. Gene Ontology annotation, biological process: G protein-coupled receptor signaling pathway. The coding region runs from base 6 to 938 and encodes 310 amino acids. Gene Ontology annotation, cellular component: membrane. The transcript has a single exon. Lineage: Eukaryota; Metazoa; Chordata; Mammalia; Primates; Galagidae. The record is from RefSeq and is a predicted model, not a curated record. Gene Ontology annotation, molecular function: olfactory receptor activity; G protein-coupled receptor activity.
AGGGCAUGACAGAAAAUCAGACAUGGGUCACAGAAUUCAUUCUCCUGGGAUUUCCACUCAGCCCAAAGAUUCAGAUACUUCUCUUUGGGGUCUUCUUCCUCCUCUAUGUCUUCACCCUGCUGGGGAACGGAAUCAUCCUGGGGCUCAUCUGGUUGGACUCCAAACUCCACACCCCCAUGUACUUCUUCCUCUCACACCUGGCCAUUGUUGAUAUUUCAUAUGCUUCAAACAAUGUCCCCAAGAUGCUGGCAAACCUUCUAAACAAGAAAAAAACAAUCUUCUUUGCCCCGUGCAUAAUGCAGACGUUUUUCUACAUGGCUUUUGCUCACACCGAGUGUCUCAUCUUGGUAAUAAUGUCCUAUGACCGCUAUGUGGCCAUCUGCCAUCCCCUACAUUACACUGUCAUCAUGAGCUGGAGACUGUGCACCAUCCUGGCGGUCACUUCCUGGGCAUUUGGCUCCCUCCUGGCCCUGGUCCAUGUGGUCCUCAUCCUGAGGUUACCCUUCUGUGGUCCUCAUGAAAUCAACCACUUCUUCUGUGAGAUCCUGUCUGUCCUCAAGCUGGUCUGUGCUGACACCAGGCUCAACCAAGUGGUCAUCUUUGCUGCUUCUGUGCUCAUCCUGGUGGGGCCCCUCUGCCUGGUACUGGGCUCCUACUCACGCAUUCUGCUGGCCAUCCUCAAGAUCCAGUCAAAGGAGGGCCGCAGGAAGGCCUUCUCCACCUGCUCUUCCCACCUCUGCGUGGUCGGGCUCUUCUUUGGCAGCGCCAUCGUUAUGUACAUGGCCCCCAAGUCCCGCCAUCCUGAGGAGCAGCAGAAGAUCCUUUCUCUGUUUUACAGCCUUUUCAAUCCCAUGCUGAAUCCCCUGAUCUACAGCCUGAGGAACACAGAGGUCAAAGGUGCCCUAAAGAGAGUGCUUUGGAAACACAGAUCAAGGUGAGGGGUACCAGGGAGAAGCUAGAGGAUGGAAAAU